Molecule: messenger RNA, 4384 nt
Organism: Chrysoperla carnea
Lineage: Eukaryota; Metazoa; Arthropoda; Insecta; Neuroptera; Chrysopidae
Gene: SLO2
Product: potassium channel subfamily T member 2
Exons: 21
Coding region: 1-4263 (1420 amino acids)
Biological process (GO): potassium ion transport
Cellular component (GO): membrane
Molecular function (GO): intracellular sodium-activated potassium channel activity
Source: RefSeq, a predicted model, not a curated record
AUGCGUCAUUUAAUUUGUAAUAUGGGUACAUCUAGUCGAUACAGUUCGUACAAUUGUUUAACAAGUUGGGACAGUUAUGACAGGAUACCCAGAGUUCGUGUUGAAUACUACGUCAAUGAAAAUACAUUUAAGGAACGUCUACAACUUUAUUUUAUAAAAAAUCAACGAUCUAGCCUACGAAUACGUAUCGCAAAUUUACUAUUUAAAUUGCUCACAUGUUUUCUGUACAUAUUUCGUGUGAUAACCGAUUUAGAUCCAACAUUUGCAGCUUGUUGGGGUUGUACACCAGGUAAUAAGACUGAGUAUAUGAUAUCAGCGAAUUUAACGGAGGAAGAGUUUCAAGAAAAUCCUAUUAUCAAUUGGGAUGCAAUAUUAUGGGUGAAUAGACCAUUAGAACUGUGGACUGUUCAAGUUAUACUAGCAAUGAUAUCAUUAGCUGAAGCUCUCCUUUUAGCAUAUUUAGGAUAUAAGGGUAAUAUCUGGCAGCAAAUACUGUCGUUUCAUUUUGUACUGGAAUUAGUGAAUACAAUACCAUUUGCAUUAACGUUAUUAUGGCCUCCAUUACGAAAUCUAUUUAUUCCUGUAUUUUUAAAUUGUUGGUUAGCAAAACAUUCGUUAGAAAAUAUGUUUAAUGAUUUACAUCGUGCAAUGCAAAAAUCACAGUCGGCCUUGUCACAACAAUUAAUGAUACUUUCUGCAACGUUAUUAUGUUUGGUAUUUACAAGUGUUUGUGGGAUACAACACUUUCAACGAGCCGGACAUCGUCAUCUUAAUUUAUUUCAGUCAACAUACUAUGUUGUGGUCACGUUCUCAACAGUGGGUUAUGGUGAUUUUGUUCCAGACAUAUGGCCGUCACAACUUUAUAUGGUUAUUAUGAUAUGUGUGGCUUUAAUUGUACUACCAACACAGUUUGAACAAUUAGCGUUUACAUGGAUGGAACGUCAAAAAUUAGGUGGCUCAUAUUCAUCACAUCGUGCUCAAUCAGAAAAACAUGUGGUUGUAUGCAGUACAACAUUACACGCUGAUACAAUUAUGGAUUUUUUAAAUGAAUUUUAUGCACAUCCGUUAUUACAAGACUAUUAUGUUGUACUGUUAUCACCAAUGGAAUUAGAUACAACAAUGCGAAUGAUCUUACAAGUACCAAUAUGGGCACAACGUGUUAUUUAUAUACAAGGUUCAUGUUUAAAGGAUGGUGAUUUAGCACGUGCAAGAAUGAAUGAAGCUGAAGCGUGUUUUGUAUUAGCUGCAAGAAAUUAUGCGGAUAAAACUGCUGCAGAUGAGCACACAAUCUUACGUUCAUGGGCCGUCAAAGAUUUUGCACCAAAUGUUCCACAAUAUGUACAAAUAUUUCGCCCAGAAAAUAAACUUCAUGUGAAAUUUGCUGAACAUGUCGUUUGUGAGGAUGAAUUAAAGUAUGCACUUUUAGCGAACAAUUGUACAUGUCCAGGUGCUUCAACGCUUGUCACCCUUUUAUUGCAUACAUCACGUGGACAGGAAGGACAACAAUCGCAGGAAGAAUGGCACCGUUUGUAUGGACGUUGUUCCGGUAAUGAGAUUUAUCAUAUUAUCCUUGGGGAUAGUCGUUUUUUCGGUGAAUAUGAAGGCAAAAGUUUUACGUAUGCAAGCUUUCAUUCACAUCGAAAAUAUGGAGUGGCCUUAGUAGGUGUAAGACCUGCAGAACUUCCCGAAUUUUAUGAAGAUACAAUAUUACUAAAUCCAGGACCUCGGCAUAUAAUGAAAAAAAGUGAUACAUGCUAUUAUAUGAGUAUAACAAAAGAAGAGAAUUCAGCAUUUGUUGUAAAUAGCCAACAACAAAAUAACAAUAAUAAUAUAUCAUCAACGACCGCAACAGGAGGUGUUCCAGGUGGUGGUGUUAAUGGUACAGGUGAGACAACCGUGAUCACUGACGAUAAAGACGGAGUAAAUAAUACAGCACAAACAACAGUUACGAGUAGUACUUGUGGUGUUCUACUUAAAGGCGACGGAACAAACAAACUUGACGAUAAUGGUGGCCUUAGUGAUUCUCGAACAUGUUUGAAGGACAGUUCACCCGCAUCCUUAGCACCGGAAAUGGGUUCAAUUGGUAAUCAUUUAGAUAUACCAAGAUCAUGUGAUAAUCCUAAUUUACUUAGUCCAGAAAUACUAAAUCAACGUCGUGGUAGCCGCAGACCGAGUAUUUUACCAGUUCCUGAUAUGUUCACUAGUUCAACAUUAAAUAUACCAAUCGAUCCAGCGGACGAAGGUGAUGAGAGUGACGAUGAAUUAGAUGAUGAUGUGCCUUGGCGAUCACCAAGUGAAAAAAUAGCGAUUGUGAAAGGAUUUCCUCCAGUAUCACCUUUCAUUGGUGUGAGUCCAACAUUAUGUUAUUUAUUAAAAGAGAAGAAACCAUUAUGCUGUUUACAAUUAGCCCAAGUCUGUGAACAUUGUUCAUACCGUAAUGCAAAGGAAUAUCAAUGGCAAAACAAAACAAUAAUAUUAGCUGCAGAUUAUGCAUCAAAUGGCAUUUAUAAUUUUAUUAUACCAUUAAGAGCACAUUUUCGAACGAAAACAUCUUUAAAUCCAAUAAUACUUCUAUUAGAGAGACGACCGGAUGUUGCUUUUUUGGAUGCUGUAUCAUAUUUUCCAUUAGUUUAUUGGAUGUUAGGCUCAAUUGAUUGCUUAGAUGAUCUUUUAAGAGCGGGUAUUACUUUAGCUGAAAAUGUAGUGGUUGUAAAUAAAGAACUCUCAAAUUCCGCAGAAGAAGAUACGCUAGCUGAUUGUAAUACAAUUGUAGCAGUUCAAACUAUGUUUAAAUUUUUUCCCAAUAUAAAAAGUAUAACAGAAUUAUCUCAAUCAUCCAAUAUGAGAUUUAUGCAAUUUCGAGCGCAUGAUAAAUAUGCAUUACAUCUCUCCAAAAUGGAAAAGCGUGAAAAAGAACGUGGAUCACAUAUAUCGUAUAUGUUUCGACUUCCUUUUGCAGCCGGCAGUGUAUUUAGUGCAAGUAUGCUCGACACGUUAUUAUACCAAGCGUUUGUUAAGGAUUAUGUUAUAACGUUUGUACGUUUAUUAUUGGGUGUGGAUCAAGCUCCAGGUUCUGGAUUUUUAACAUCUAUGAAAAUUACCAAAGAUGAUAUGUGGAUUCGAACAUAUGGACGACUGUAUCAAAAGUUAUGCUCAACAACAUGUGAAAUACCAAUUGGAAUAUACAGGACGCAGGAUACAUCAGUUUCAGAUUCAUCGCAUGUGAGUAUGAGCGAGGGUACAUGGUCCUGGUCAAGUUGCGUGCGUGUGCGGUCUUCGUAUUCAAUAAAUAUGGUUGACGAAGCAAAGGAUAAUCACGCACAACAAAUUGAAAGGGCUGAAAUUGCUAAUUUAGUUCGAUCAAGAAUGGAGAGCUUAAAUUUACCAGGAAUUGAUUAUAUGGAUGUUAGUGAAAAACGAAAUAGCUUAUCUUAUGUUAUAAUUAACCCCAGUUGUGAUUUAAAACUAGAAGAAGGAGAUAUAAUUUAUAUUGUUCGUCCAAGCCCAUUUUCUGCCCAAAAAACGUUCGAAAGACAUAAUAGUCGACGAAAAUCGAAUAUUAGUUUUUGUUCACAAAAUUUAAUUCAACAAAUGGCUGCAGCAGCACAAAGCGGCAGUAGAAGAGGUUCUGGUCUAGGAUUGCCUACAUUCACAGCACCUAGACCGCCUCCGUUAGUGACUACUAAAUCCAAUUCAUUAUCGUUACCAGAUUCUCCAACUGUAGCGGGAACAUUUCGAGGUAGAUCUAAUUCAUUACGAAUUUGUGAUGAUAUUUUACUACGUCGAUCAAAUUCCCUACGCCAAGGACUUACUAAUGCAGGUGUUGCUCGCCGAAAAAGUAGUUUGGAAGAAAUUGGUUUCUCUCAUUUUUCAAUGGCACCUUCAAAUCAUAACAAUCCAAUCAAAAUUGCAUUAAAUAGUAAUAUAGGUUUAGAGGUAACUCCGCCAGAGGAAGGAAGCAAUCCUAGUAUGUCAAGUAAUACCGCUUUAAUAGUUGGUCCUUCGAACACGAAUAUUAGUAUGGCUCCCCCAACAAUCGGGCUACCACCGUCUCCUAUGAACGAUUGCUGUUUAGGUGUGGCAUCUCAAUUUGGCAGUGCAACUAAUGUAAGCCCAUCUAGUAGUAGCCCAUUGGGUGGUAUACCAUCACCUUACUGUGAUCAAUCUAGUAGUCAAAGUCAAUCCAGGCAAGAAAAUUCUGGAGGAGGGCCAAUUCAACCUCAAACAUCUGAACCACAACAUCUUCAAGGAACUAUCGUAUGAUAUCAUCUAAUGUGGGGGAGGAGACUGAGCAGCGUCGUCAGGAAUAAGUGGCUCUAAAACACAUCCUGCAAACUCCUCACUUCCACAUAGGUUAUCAAAAAUUCAGUUAAAAUAAUAAUUU